GUAUUUUUUACCUCUCUUUUUUUUUUUUCCCCGUCUGAUGGGCUUUAAUGGUUUUUUGGCCUAGUCCUCAGAUUCUCUUUCUUUCUCUUCUUACAUAGACAAACCAUUUCAGAAAAAGCUGAAAAACAUAUUCAUGAGAUGAUGGUUGGUAAGCUAAGCGCUCAUGUAUGAACUGGCAUACAACAGCAGCAUGGUACAUGAAACACUAGAUUGAUUUUGAUUUUCGUUGCUGGGUGUUGCAUUGCGUUUGCAUCAGUUCUUUCUGAUGAUGUUUCUUGUACAAGACAUGUUCUGACUGUUGAGUUUAUUGGUUCCAGAAAUGGAAAAGGAAACUGCUGGAAAAGGGAGGUAAGUGCAAAACUAGAAAGCUAAAGCAGGUAAAGGGGUUUUAUAUUUUUAGAUUCUUGUUUUAAGCUUUCAUGGGAAAAGUGAAGGUGGAGAGUGACAAGACAAUUUAUUGGCAAAAGAGAAAUGGAAAAUAAUUAUUAUAGUGGUAGUGAUUGGUGAGGAAGAAGGGUUUUGAAUCUCUUUUUUUGUUUUUAAAAGUUCGAGAAGAAAGAGAAGAAAGAAGAGUAAAGGGAAGAAGAAAAUAUGCCAACAGUUUGGUUUUCUUUGAAGAGAUCUUUACACUGUAAAUCAGAGCCAUCAGAUGUUCAUGACCCCAAAACCAGGAAGCAAUUGAGUACAAUAUUGACUAGGAAAGCAGGCAGGUCAGGGUGUUCAAGGUCUAUAGCAAAUCUCAAGGAUGUCAUUCAUGGAAGCAAGAGACAUUUAGAGAAGCCACCAAGUUGCAGUCCAAGAUCCAUUGGGAGUAGUGAGUUUCUUAACCCAAUAACUCAUGAAGUUAUUCUUAGUAACUCAAGGUGUGAGCUGAAAAUCACUGGUUUUGGAGGGUUCCAAGAUGGUAUCAGUAACGGUGGCAAUAAUGGAGCUAAUGGUGGUAGUGGUGGUGGUGAUAGUGGUGGCUCAACUUUUGUUGGUACUUUAAGGCCUGGAACACCAGGGCCCGGAGGGCACCCAACGAUGCAUUAUUUUAAUCCUUCUUUAAGGAACUCUUCAGCUACUCCUCCAAGAAAGUCACCUUUGCUUGUAUCAGAAAGGGACGGCCCUGGAUAUGGUGGUUCUGGUAUUUUUGGUGGUAGAAAUGUCCAUUCAAGCAAUAGAGUUUCUCUCGAGACUGACCCUAAUGGAUGUUCUACAGUGACUUGCCACAAAUGUGGAGAGCAAUUUAGCAAAUGGGAAGCUGCUGAAACACACCAUCUAUCUAAGCAUGCUGUUACUGAACUUGUGGAAGGUGACUCAUCUAGAAAGAUUGUUGAAAUUAUAUGCCGGACAAGUUGGUUAAAGUCUGAGAACCAUUGUGGCCGGAUUGAAAGAGUUUUGAAAGUUCACAAUAUGCAGAAAACUCUUGCUCGAUUCGAAGAAUACAGGGAAAUGGUAAAGAUUAAGGCAAGCAAACUUCCCAAGAAGCAUCCGCGAUGCCUUGCUGAUGGAAAUGAGCUACUGAGGUUCUAUGGAACAACUGUGGCAUGUUCUCUUGGCCUAAAUGGUUCCUCAAGUCUUUGUAUAUCUGAAAAAUGUUGUGUUUGUCGGAUUAUUAAAAAUGGAUUCUCUGCCAAGAAGGAGCUCAAGGAAGGAAUUGGUGUUUUCACAACUUCCACAAGUGGAAGAGCUUUUGAGUCGAUUGAAAUUCUUGAAGAUGAUCCAUUUAUAAGGAAAGCUUUGAUAGUUUGCAGAGUAAUUGCUGGGAGAGUUCAUAGGCCUUUGGAGAAUAUACAGGAAAUGGCAGGGCAAACCGGGUUCGAUUCAUUGGCCGGGAAAGUUGGUCUCUAUUCAAAUAUAGAGGAGCUUUAUCUGCUCAAUCCUAGAGCUCUCCUUCCUUGUUUUGUGGUAAUCUGCAAACCUUGAGGAAACAAUACAAGAGUUUAAACUUAGAAGUUGUGAAGUUAUGUGAAUCCUUUUUCCCUUUUCCUUGGUAGCCAGAGGUUUCGUCUCCUCUUUUUGAAAGAAUUCUCAUUCUUCUUGCAAGCUUCAUGUGCAUCUCACAUUUGAAUAUUUCAUGCAAUUAUAUUGCUUCCUCCCUGCUUAACAGUUGUAUUGUAGUUGAAAAAUUCAUCGAAAAAUUUUUAUAUUCCUU
Messenger RNA from Theobroma cacao (cacao), 2137 nucleotides. RefSeq names its product zinc finger protein-like protein. The record is from RefSeq and is a predicted model, not a curated record. NCBI's taxonomy places the organism in Eukaryota, Viridiplantae, Streptophyta, Magnoliopsida, Malvales, Malvaceae.